This is a messenger RNA of Colletotrichum higginsianum IMI 349063, 453 nucleotides long. RefSeq lists its product as uncharacterized. The coding region runs from base 1 to 453 and encodes 150 amino acids. Lineage: Eukaryota; Fungi; Ascomycota; Sordariomycetes; Glomerellales; Glomerellaceae. The record is from RefSeq and is a predicted model, not a curated record. The transcript has a single exon.
AUGCCGGCCGUGAGCAGUGCUAAUUGCCGUACCGUACCGUAUUACCAGGCCAAGGAAGAAGAAAAAAACGGUGCCGUCGCCUCACGACGCUCGAGCUGGAAGCUGCCGCAUGAGCCUCUCCAGAGCCCCAACGUCAAGAUGAACACGCUCAAGCACGGAAGCUCACGAGACAACCCAGCGAACUCGCAGCGUUUCUCAGAGCAAACGUUGACACGAAACAAAGCACGAGCCGACCGCUCGUCCGUCUACCCAAACCAGACCCAAGAAGAAAGAAGCCUGCGCCGAAGAAGCUUAUCCCAUCCGAGCGAGUCUUUUGCCCCCUUGACCAUCUCCUCCCUUCGUGUCCCCCUAGUACUCUCGCAAAAACGCUGGGUCGCAUCAGUCAAACACGCGAGAAUGACCUCGCUCCUCUCGUGGCCCUGCGAGUCUUUCUCCCUUGCGCACACGCAUUGA